GUGCCCCGCAUCGUGCUGUUGAACCCCCAGAUCCCAGUAGACGCGCAGAUCUGGAUCAAGGUCCAGUGCAACUCCAUGGUCGCAGUGGGAUCUUCCACGUCCUUCGUCGAGAGGCUUGAGAUUACACCAGUGAUUGCAGCGCACUGGGUGAAGUUCCUCAAGGAUGAGCGGGAUGCUGCUAAGAAGCGGGCUGCCGAUGACGCGCAGCUGGACGAUGCAGAUGCGGGCAGCUCCGGGAACAAGGGUGACGAUGGCAACGGCAGCCGCUUCAAGGGCUUCGAGGCGAAGUACAACAGAUUCGUCAAGGAGAACUACAGGGAGAUGUUCGACGGGCUUGAGGAUUUCAAGCGCGCAGCUUUAUUCAAGAAGAGGUGCGACGCUUUGCAGAUAUGGGACAGGCUGGUGGACUGGUGGGGGGAGUUCGUGGUGUUCGAGGAGCGUCGCAUGAAUCCGAAGGCCAUGUUCCUCGUGUUCGACAAGAUCGGGGACGUGUUGGCCAAGGACAGCUACCACGGGGCCUUUGGCGAUGCGAUGUUCGAGGUUCUCAAGUACGCGGUGCCGACCGUCUUUGAGCCCCAGCCCAAGGAUGACGAUGACGAUGGGGAGGCAGAUGUCGCGCAAGAGAUUGCUACUGACGUGGACUACGUGAACCACCCGGACCGCGACGUGCGCUGGAUAUUGCAGAAGACUUCUGAUUGUAAGCGCCUGGUGCAGCUGACCACUCCGAUGGCCGACUCUUCCAUCUUCAAAGAUGCGUUGUCCGCGAGCCCUGCCAAGCGUCUGCUGACGACGGUGGCGAACCCGAAGGCAAAAGGCAAGGCUAAGCCGAAGGGGUCUGCUAAGGCCGCCGUCACGCCAGAUGCCGUGGCACAUUGCACGCAAGCGGGAUCAACAGUCCGCUCGACCAUGUUCCUGGAUGACGUGAUGAACGCUGUUGUCCACCCAGUGCGGAAAAUUGAUCGUUCACAUUGGAAUACUGGUGAACUCCGCCGGAUGGUGAGGUUCGGAGUACUAUUGGGGAUGAAGCUCCAGUCGGACAAGGGGAAGGUUGUGUUCCAGUUCGGCGACAGAGACUCUGAGGAGGAACACUUCGCACUGUGGAAGAUGUUGCGCCCUCGCAUCAUGGAUCACUGUUACGACGUGCACAGCGAGCUCGUGGAGAAGCCCAAACCCGAGGGUGAUGAUAAAAACGACUGUGCAAAAGAUGGUGUGGCGUCGACACAUCAAGAUGAUGUUGAUAUGGCUUCAUGUUUGGCCUCGCUCAACAUGGCAAUCGGCAGCGACGGCAAGAAUCGGACGAGGACUAAGAAGCUGGUCGCCGACUUCCUCACCGACAACCCUCCCUUGCAGAACCUGACGUACCUCGAGCAGACACACGUUGUCGUGACCAGGAUCAGCUCGACUCUCUUGCGCUCGAAGGGCAGGGUGUACCCAGGAGACGAUCUGCAGGACAAAAAUGCAUGGGCCGAUGAGAAGCGCAAAGUUGACAAGGAGAGUACCAUGCUGACCAUCCGGCUCCAGUCGGUCGGCGCCUCCUUGGCCCAAUGGGUGGCUGAGCUCUGGGCUGACCAAUCCGACGUCGCGGCUACCCACCGCACGAGGUUCCUCUACAUUCAGAAGGCAUUGAAGCUGAUUGCAGAGAACGCGCAGUUCGGCAGCGAGCCCAUCAAGCAGUACAUCAUCAAUGGGAUCGAGUUCGGGGCCGCCGUGGAGGCCGACAUUUUCGGGUACGAUAGCGUAGAGAACGGGAACCCCUCCAGCGAGGCAUUGUGGCUCAGGGUGUUCGAGAUUGCCGAAAUCUUGAAGGGCCGAGUGGUGAAGAAGCCCGUCGUUGCAAUGUUGCGGAGCCGCGAAGCGCAGGUCAAGUCCAAGAUCGAGUGCGUGAAGAAGGCCGACAUCGUGAAGGCACUGCAGGUUGAGUUCCCUGGCGCAGUGCCCGAAGGUGUUGAUACCUUGGUCAAGUCAAUGGUUAUGCAGUUAUUGCUUCAGGAGCGGCUCCGACGGAUGGAUGCCCAAGAGCUUGCGGCGCUGCAAACAUGGAAGAGCUUACUCUGCCUGGGUUUUGAGGAAGGCGCCGACGCGCUUCGGAGGAAAGCCUCUGCCGUGGCCCUGCCCCUGACCGCUCCAGAUGCUGAGUCCAGCCCGCGCGGUGACAAUGCCGACAAUGCUGGCGCCGAGACGGCCGAGACGACGUCCGCGCAGCCUCAGAACACAGUGGUUGUGGCCUUGGAACAGUGCACUCAGGUAGAGAUCAACGGCAAGGAAUACUUCAUCCUCUUCAAGGGUAUGGGGGCUUGUGACAUGUCGCGCCGCCUGUGGAAGUGCGACGAGGCGAGCCGCUACCUGACGCAUGCCAUCAUGGAGGAGUGGCUGUUCGGUUGCGGGCCUGCCAUUGCCAAACCAGUGGGCGGCUCCAACGGCGGCGACGAUGCCGCCGCGGUGCCGCCGACGCCGAAGAAGCCCAAGACGAGGGUCGCAGGGAAGACCGAGCCUGCGGUGAUUGCAGCGAGGGAUGAGGACGCCGCGGUGGAGACCGCGGCCGAGAAGGUGGAGGUGGUCGUCGAGGACGAGAACGACGAGAACGAUGAGAAGGAGCAGCACCCGAAGCCGAUCUCUCUCCUCGAUGUGGGCCUUGACUUCCUGGUAGGCAGGGUGGUGAUAUACCCUGGCGCCUUCGUUGGAGAUGGAGCGCGCGUCGCAGCAGGCCGCGUGCACAUUGAGCAGCAGGAGCUCAACAUCUUCAUCGUGCCGAACGUUAACUUCAAGGGCCCCCGCAGCACCAUCAGCGCCCCCGCCUGGAGCGUGCCAGUCGUGGCGGACAAGGCGCAUGAGGAGGGCGCCAUGACCAUGAAGGUGGGCGCGUACACGCAGGUGAUCAAGGACGUGCCUGGGGUGGACGGCGGCGCCGUGAUGCUGGACCGCAGCUUCUUGAUGAUCAGGCCGGGGGCGGAGCUCUUGGCGAUUCAGCAGCGGAAGAGCGAGGAGGGGGCCCCGGCGGCGGCUGCGGGCACCGACGGGGAGUUCGCCCCGCUCGAGCUGGAGCCCCUGACCAGGCCAAAGUUCCCGUGGGAGUUCAAGGCCGCGGUCCAGGAGGACGAGAAGGCCCGCAAGGCGCUUGGCAAG
Messenger RNA from Prorocentrum cordatum, 3123 nucleotides. NCBI's taxonomy places the organism in Eukaryota, Dinophyceae, Prorocentrales, Prorocentraceae. The record is from the annotation of a GenBank genome assembly.